Rosa chinensis is the source of this 961-nucleotide messenger RNA. Its product is annotated as cyclin-U2-1. The record is from RefSeq and is a predicted model, not a curated record. The transcript is spliced from 2 exons. Lineage: Eukaryota; Viridiplantae; Streptophyta; Magnoliopsida; Rosales; Rosaceae. Gene Ontology annotation, molecular function: protein kinase binding. The coding region runs from base 165 to 848 and encodes 227 amino acids. Gene Ontology annotation, biological process: regulation of cyclin-dependent protein serine/threonine kinase activity.
CCAAUGUCAUUUGACUCGUUUCCCCUCUUUUUCUAUUCACUGACACUAACCAAGUCUCUCACUUCCUCUCUGUAUAUAUGCCCUCUCUAGCCAAAACCUCUUUCACCACAACCCCAAGAGAAUAAGCCUUUAUCUCUUUCACAGAUAUACACAGAAAGCCAAAAAUGGUUUCCUCAACAUCCCUUGUAAUCUCUCCAAGAAAGUUCAGAUCAGAUUUGUACUCCUAUCCAUACCAAGCAGAUUCAAACACCCCCUUGGUGGUUAAUGUUCUUGCUUCUCUUAUUGAGAGAAACAUGGCCAGGAACCAAAGGAUUUCAAAGAACUGCAGCCCUUGGUACUUGUCCAAAGACAUGAAGAAGACUCGGAUUUUCGAGUGCCACGAGACUCCGGACAUGACGAUUCAGUCCUAUUUGGAGAGAAUUUUCAGGUACACAAGAGCCGGGCCGUCUGUUUAUGUGGUCGCUUAUGUAUAUAUCGAUCGGUUUUGCCAGAACAAUCCUGGUUUUCGAAUCAAUGUCACAAAUGUGCACAGGUUACUCAUCACAACUAUAAUGGUGGCUUCGAAAUAUGUAGAAGACAUGAAUUACAGAAAUUCUUACUUUGCAAGAGUCGGGGGAUUAACAACAAACGAGCUGAACAAGUUGGAGCUUGAGUUUUUGUUCUUGAUGGGAUUCAAGUUACAUGUGAAUGUGAGUGUGUUUGAGAGCUACUGUUGUCAUUUAGAAAGAGAAGUCAGUAUUGGAGGAGGCUACCAAAUUGAGAGCACAUUGAGAUGUGCAGAAGAAAUCAAAACAAGGCAAGAUGAAGAUAGAAGAUAUAACCAGUGUGCUGCAGGUGUUUUGUUGUAGAUCAAAUCAUGUCCUUUUCUCUCUUUUUUUAUUUAUUUUUUGGUUGGAUUUUAGCCUAGUAAUUUAAUUGUACAGGUCGAUGUAAAUUUGUGUAAAUGUAUAAAGUUGUUGCA